CACGACCUGAACUCAUGACAUUGCAAGAGAACACUUUGCCUUAUGUACUAAUAAAGGUAGGUACUGUCAGAUAUUCACUGUCUUUAAUGAUAACCUCAGGCCUUGUCCUUCAGGUUGGUUUCUAGGGGGACUCGGAGUCUGGGAGUCUGCGUAUCCAAGAUCUUUUCCUACUACUACAAUGUGAGGUCCUAUCGUUAGACCAGAAUCCGUCCCGUCCUGUUCUCUGCUCAGUCAGUCAGUCAGUCAAUCAGUCAAUUACUGUAUAUCAUGAAUGCCAGAGACGCCGACGCCCUGCGCGGGCGGAUUCUGGAUCUCGAAGCCCAACUCCAGACAACCAAGGCACUGCUUCGUCGCAUCGAAGGGGGAUCCGGAUCAUCAAGAGACAAAUCCCAAUCCCAGGGCCAGGGCACACCGUUUUCUUCCUCUUCUUCUAUACAAAUCUCUGUCUCCCUUCCGCUAGGCCCAUCGACUCACAACCUAAUGCUCCUAUCGGACUCUGCCCUCCCGCUCGGCUCAUUCGCCUACUCGAGCGGACUGGAAUCCUUCCUAGCACACCACAAACAACAACAACAACAGCAGCAGCAACAAUCACCACACGAGCGUGCGUCUGGUCAGACAUCCGGCCAAACAUCUUCCCAGACGCCCCUGUCACUAUUCCACAAGUUCCUCAAACUCUCAAUCCAGUCCAUCGCAUGGACCAACGUCCCCUACGUCCUAGCUGCGUUUCGCGAUCCAUUGGAUCUAAUGGAUCUCGACAACGACCUGGACGCCUCUACACCAUGUACCGUGGCACGCCGGGCGAGCGUUGCACAGGGCCGCGCCUUGCUAAGUGUAUGGGAGAAAGCGUUUGCGUCGGCAGCGGCGCAUCGUGACCCUGAUGACGAUUCCAAUUUCGAUUCCGAGGCCUUCGCCGCCAUCGAGGUCUUCGCCAAAGAUCUCAAGUUAUCUGCAAUAUCCACGUCCACGAUAAAGGCGAACGGCCAUCUCGCUCCCCUAUGGGGCGUGGUAAGCCUCGCUCUGGGCCUCAAUCUCGAAGAAUCGGCCUAUUUGUUCCUGCUGAACCAUGCCAAAGCCGUCGUGAGCGCCGCGGUCAGAGCCUCCGUCAUGGGACCCUACAUGGCUCAAACGGUCCUUGCUUCAAGGGACUUGCAAGACUUGAUUCGUCGAAGCCUCGAAACUGUCUGGUUUCUCCAACCCGAUGAUGCGGGUCAGGUCGUCCCUGCAAUGGAUCUUUGGAUUGGGAGGCAUGAGAUGCUGUACAGUCGGAUUUUUAAUUCGUGAACAAUAUUGAACUUGAAUUUCAUGAGAUGGACAAACGAACGUGAACGGAAAGCGCCGUACUUGUUACGUCUGGUGCAGUGUGAUAGACCCUUGGAAAUGAACUACAGUGUUUGUGCUGGUAUUCAUGAUGGAGAUUAUGCUUACUCCAGCUGGCCAGGCUAAACUGGUUUUUACUGCGGUUCAAGUUGUGUGUCACUGGGGGAAAACACAGACGUUAUACAAGUACAUAAUGUGCCUACCUAGGCAGGUAUCGGAUACUUAUCGAACGAGCAGAUGGACCGUUCAAAUCUGGACCAUGAUGGUCCUUACUAGAUAGAUCUCAACGUGGUUUGGGAAAUUAUCAUAUUUCUGCAUCUCAUCAUGAGUUACCGUACGGGCGAGAUCAUGAAUUACAACUUCACUGUCC
Exophiala dermatitidis NIH/UT8656 is the source of this 1687-nucleotide messenger RNA. Its product is annotated as urease accessory protein. The transcript has a single exon. Lineage: Eukaryota; Fungi; Ascomycota; Eurotiomycetes; Chaetothyriales; Herpotrichiellaceae. The coding region runs from base 268 to 1281 and encodes 337 amino acids. The record is from RefSeq and is a predicted model, not a curated record. Gene Ontology annotation, molecular function: nickel cation binding.